AUGCCGCACCAGUUCGGAGUGCCCGCCAUGGCCCACGGCAUGCAGAUGCCCCCGUCGCCCCCCAACCUGUUCGAGCGCUUCAGCUCCAUGCUGUACCGGCAGGACGAGCAGCGCCUGACGCGCGAGGCCAUGGAGCGCUACCUGCGCGAGCGCGAGCGCUGCGACAUGAUCAUCGUCAUCCUGCACGCCAAGGUGGCGCAGAAGUCGUACGGCAACGAGAAGCGCUUCUUCUGCCCGCCGCCCUGCAUCUACCUGUACGGCGACGGCUGGCGGCUGCGCCAGGAGCGCAUGCUGCGGGAGGGCGAGUCGGAGCAGGCGGCGCAGCUGUGCGCCUUCAUCGGCAUCGGCAACUCCGACCAGGACAUGCAGCAGCUGGACCUCAACAACGGCAAGCAGUACUGCGCCGCCAAGACCCUCUACAUCUCGGAUUCGGACAAGCGCAAGCACUUCAUGCUGUCCGUCAAGAUGUUCUACGGCAACGGCCACGACAUCGGCGUCUUCCACAGCAAGCGCAUCAAGGUCAUCUCGAAGCCGUCGAAGAAGAAGCAGUCGCUGAAGAACGCCGACCUGUGCAUCGCCAGCGGCACCAAGGUGGCGCUGUUCAACCGGCUGCGCUCGCAGACGGUGAGCACGCGCUACCUGCACGUGGAGAACAGCAACUUCCACGCCAGCUCGACGCAGUGGGGCGCCUUCACCAUCCACCUGCUGGACGACAACGAGUCCGAGUCGGAGGAGUUCGCGGUGCGCGACGGCUACGUGCACUACGGCAGCACCGUCAAGUUGGUGUGCAGCGUGACGGGCAUGGCGCUGCCGCGCCUCAUCAUCCGCAAGGUGGACAAGCAGAUGGCGCUGCUGGAGGCGGACGACCCGGUGUCGCAGCUGCACAAGUGCGCCUUCUACAUGAAGGACACGGAGCGCAUGUACCUGUGCCUGUCGCAGGAGCGCAUCAUCCAGUUCCAGGCCACGCCCUGCCCCAAGGAGCCCAACAAGGAGAUGAUCAACGACGGCGCGUGCUGGACCAUCAUCAGCACGGACAAGGCCGAGUACCAGUUCUUCGAGGGGAUGGGGCCCGUGCGCUCGCCCGUCACCCCCGUGCCCGUCGUGCACAGCCUGCACCUCAACGGCGGGGGCGACGUCGCCAUGCUCGAGCUCACCGGCGAGAACUUCACCCCCAACCUGCAGGUGUGGUUCGGCGACGUGGAGGCCGAGACCAUGUACCGGUGCCAGGAGAGCAUGCUGUGCGUCGUGCCGGAGAUUUCGCAAUUCCGCGGGGAGUGGCACUGGGUGCGGCAGCCGACGCAAGUGCCGGUAUCGCUGGUCCGAAACGACGGGAUCAUUUACGCCACGGGGCUCACUUUCACGUACACCCCGGAGCCGGGCCCCAGGCCGCAUUGCCCCCCCGCCGACGACAUCAUGAAGGGCGGGGGCCGGCGCCUCGCUGCACCGUCCCCCUCCCGGCCCCCGCCCCCGCCGCCGCCCCUGGCCCCGGCCGACGUGCCGUGGGGCGCCCACCACCCAGCCCCGCCCCCCGGCAUGUAA
Gryllus bimaculatus (two-spotted cricket) is the source of this 1539-nucleotide messenger RNA. The record is from the annotation of a GenBank genome assembly. NCBI's taxonomy places the organism in Eukaryota, Metazoa, Arthropoda, Insecta, Orthoptera, Gryllidae.